AUGGAAGAUUUCUACAUUAACAACACUUCACAGGCCAACAGCGGCGAUCACAACAUCUUCAAAUUCAAUGACAGUGUUUACAAUGGAGACGUUGGAUUCAUCUUCAAAGUGGUGAUAUGCAUCAUCAUUUGUAUCGGCCUUCCUUUGACUCUCACUGCCAUCUAUGCUCUUUUUUCUCUGGUGAGAAAUGAUCAUGUUGCUCCGAUCUACAUCAUCAACCUUCUCAUUUUGGACCUCAUUCAGUUCUGCUGCAUGAUCGUUGAGGUGGCACAGACUGAGGAAAAGAAGAUUAACAUCAUCUUUCAAAUUUAUACCUAUAGUCUGGGGGCCAGUAUUGGCUUCAUGGUGUGUGUCGCCCUGGAAAGGUAUUUGGUCAUCGCCUGCCCACUGUGGUACCGCUUCAAACGAACCAUCAAGAUCUCUGUGCUGGUCUGUGUCGUGGUCUGGCUCCUUCCUGCUCUUUGUUUCCUCACUGUCUCUUUUUGCUCAUAUGAUCGUAUCAAAGACAUCACCUUUGCCAUAUUUUGCCUUCUUCCCCUCCCACUGCUCAUAUUCUUCCUGGGUGGGACCCUCAGAGCUCUGUCUGCCUCCAACGCGGUCCCCUCUGACGAAAAACGACGAAUUGUAGCAAUGUUGGUCCUGGUGCUGCUUAUUUACACGUUGCUGUUCCUGCCCAUGAUCAUUUGGCUUGUGACAAAGGGAGCAAGAAUGAACAACUUCCUCACCAAAAUGUCGUUUACGUUUGUCAGGUUGAGUCCUCUUGCAGACUUAGUUCUGUAUGUUUUCAUGAAAAAAGGGGCUAUAGAUAAACUUUUGGCCUCUGUGUGUUGUUGUAGAAUGGACAACAAUGAUGUCAGCAUCGCAGCAUUAUGA
Molecule: messenger RNA, 873 nt
Organism: Epinephelus moara (kelp grouper)
Lineage: Eukaryota; Metazoa; Chordata; Actinopteri; Perciformes; Serranidae
Product: ovarian cancer G-protein coupled receptor 1-like
Exons: 3
Coding region: 1-873 (290 amino acids)
Biological process (GO): positive regulation of Rho protein signal transduction; phospholipase C-activating G protein-coupled receptor signaling pathway
Cellular component (GO): membrane
Molecular function (GO): G protein-coupled receptor activity
Source: RefSeq, a predicted model, not a curated record